AUUAUUUCGUAACGUCACCUUCAGGCCAUCCAAAGAACUAAAAGAAGCCACUUUGGCAAAACUUGCACUUAAAAUCUCGUUUUCAGCCCCUAAAUCACGAUGGCACCAACAGUUGCUGUACCCAAACCUCAAGACACAACCCCUACAAUCAAUGCCAUCUUGUUGGGACCACCAGGAGCCGGGAAAGGCACCCAGGCUCCGAUGCUCGCCAGCAAGUACAGUCUCUGUCAUCUAUCAACUGGUGACAUGCUGCGGGCUGUGGCCUCAAGUGGGUCAGCCUUAGGUCAAAGGGUCAAGGCCACCAUGGACAGUGGUGCCCUCGUUAACGAUGAGAUGGUUGUUGAAAUCAUUGGCGAUAGCUUAGAGAAGGAUGAGUGUGCACGUGGCUUUCUUCUGGAUGGGUUUCCAAGAACUGUUGUCCAGGCUCAAAAGCUUGAUGACCUCCUAGACCGAAGGAAACAGAAGAUCCAUUCCGUGAUUGAGUUUAGCAUAGACGAUUCCCUCCUUGUUAGGCGUAUUACAGGCCGUCUCAUUCACCAGAAAAGUGGCCGAUCGUACCACGAAGAAUUCAAUCCACCCAAGAAAUCGAUGACAGACGAUGUAUCUGGUGACGCCCUCAUUCGACGAUCAGAUGACAAUCCAGACGCCCUUCGCAAACGACUCGAAUCCUACCAUAAAUCCACGCAACCCCUCGUAGAAUAUUACCGAAAACGCGGCCUUCAUACAAGUGUGAAUGCAUCGCUGAAACCAGCCACUGUAUUCUCUAGUAUUUGCGCAGCAUUCUCCGCAUCUUCUGCUGGUAAAAAUAUAAAGCACUUAUAGAUAAAUAAUAGAUGAUUAGGGAGUUGUAAACAGGUUUAACAGGAAUUUUUUUUAAAUGGAAUACCAUCAUGAAAGAAAUUUAUAGUAUUCAGGACGUCAUUCAUCCUUGGACUGUAGGAAUUAUUGUCAGCUUCCUCAGUGUUGAAAUGAGGAGGCCACAUUUGGUGCAACUUCUUUUUUCAAGUUAUUCUUUUCUUUUCUUAUUUCUGGUACGAGAUAUUUUUGAUUGAAUUUUCCAUAAAAAUGUGCUGUGAGAAUAGAUCAGUGUGCGCAUAGUUGGACAAAUUUUGUAAGAUAUCUGUGCAAUGACUGGACUGCUGUAGAAAUGUUGAUAACGAAUUGAAUACCGUGUAGGCCUAGCAAUGCUCACUAACAAGGCUUUUCUGGGAUACAGUUUUGCACGACAACAUGUUGUAAAUGAACUGGCCAUUGCCGACAGAAGUUCAUGGCCAUUUAUUAAUAGAUAGGUGCCCAGUUUGUUAAAAAAAUGAUCCGAAUCGCUUAUUCUUGGAAGUACUGUGGUUCUACUGAAAGCAUUUUGAAGUCGAUUUUGUUAUCAGGAAUUGUUUUGUUCUAAAGGCCUUGUCCAUCUGUGCUUUGUUUACAAUGUGGUCUGUUGGAAAACCUAGUGUACUUCUUCAACACAGCUACAGGUAUGGACCAAUCAGAUGCCCCGUAAGCUCGAAGGCCCGUGCUUUCUGAGCUGAACAAGCAUGGUCGCUGUCUUCUCAUUGGCUGAUACCUGAUUGGAAGUCUGUCUGUUUGACUUGAAGUUGGCUUUUACAAGUGCUGAGGGGAGGGUUAGGUGUACUGCUAGGAUUACAACCUGUGGACCACUCUGUCAACCAAUUCACUGAUAAACAUGGCCUUGUUUCUUUUUGUUUAUCAGGUCAUGUUUGUACCAUUGAAACCAUAUGAUAGUGCUGUUUACAAAUGAUGUUUCUUUGAAAUGGGACAUGUAGAUGAAAAGCUAUAUUUACAUAAAAAGAAUAAAUAAUCUACUGAUCAAA
Lineus longissimus is the source of this 1832-nucleotide messenger RNA. RefSeq names its product adenylate kinase 2, mitochondrial-like. The coding region runs from base 100 to 822 and encodes 240 amino acids. The record is from RefSeq and is a predicted model, not a curated record. Gene Ontology annotation, biological process: ADP biosynthetic process. The transcript has 5 exons. Gene Ontology annotation, molecular function: AMP kinase activity; ATP binding. Gene Ontology annotation, cellular component: mitochondrion; cytoplasm. NCBI's taxonomy places the organism in Eukaryota, Metazoa, Nemertea, Pilidiophora, Heteronemertea, Lineidae.